CCACUACCGGGCUAUCGCCCUGUUCUACCGGGCAAUGGAAAUGCUGUAACUGAAGUUAACCUUUAAUACGUGCUUAUUGUUUAUCUAGGGGUGCGUAUUUUAUAGAAAAACGGGCGUAUUCAGGUUUGGUAUUUGUCCAAACACUUAGGUUUGCCUUCAGUUGUGAGCUGUUUUUCUUGAACAUGGCUCCAACGAUUCAGACUCAAGCUCAGCGAGAAGACGGCCACAGUCGGCAGUCCUCACACAGAACUGUUCCAGAGAGGUCAGGAGUGGUCUGCAGGGUGAAGUACUGCAACAGCCUGCCUGAUAUCCCCUUUGAUCCUAAAUUCAUCACAUAUCCAUUUGAUCAGCACAGGUUUGUACAAUAUAAAGCCACUUCUCUCGAGAAACAGCACAAACAUGAGCUCCUGACUGAACCAGACCUCGGAGUGACCAUCGACCUCAUCAACCCAGACACAUACCGCAUUGAUCCUAACAUUCUUUUGGAUCCUGCUGACGAAAAACUGUUGGAAGAGGACAUCCAGGCUCCAUCCAGUUCAAAGAGGUCACAGCAGCAUGCCAAAGUUGUCCCAUGGAUGAGAAAGACUGAAUAUAUUUCCACAGAGUUUAACAGAUAUGGCGUCUCCAACGAGAAAGUGGAGGUCAAGAUUGGUGUAUCUGUUAAACAACAGUUUACAGAAGAAGAAAUCUACAAGGACCGAGACAGCCAGAUUUCUGCUAUUGAGAAGACAUUUGACGAUGCACAGAAAUCAAUUGCACAGCACUACAGUAAACCCAGAGUCACUCCAGUGGAGGUACUUCCUGUGUUCCCUGAUUUCAAGAUGUGGAUCAAUCCAUGUGCUCAGGUCAUUUUUGACUCUGAUCCUGCACCCAAAGACAUGUCAGGUCCAGCAGGAGUGGAAAUGAUGUCCCAGGCUAUGAUCAGAGGUAUGAUGGAUGAGGAAGGAAAUCAGUUUGUGGCCUACUUCCUGCCUAAUGAAGAAACAAUUCGCAAGCGCAAGAGGGACUUUGAGGAGGGGAUGGAUUAUAUGCCUGAUGAUCUGUAUGAGUACAAGAUAGCCAGGGAGUACAACUGGAACGUGAAAAACAAAGCCAGCAAGGGCUAUGAGGAGAACUACUUCUUUAUCUUCAGAGAUGGUGAUGGUGUUUACUACAAUGAGCUUGAGACAAGAGUACGUCUGAGCAAGAGGAGAGCCAAGGCUGGAGCACAGUCCACCACGAAUGCUGUGCUGGUAUGCAAGCACAGGGAUAUGAAUGAGAAGGAACUUGAAGCCCAGGAAGCACGCAAAGCUCAACUGGAGAAUCAUGAGCCUGAAGAUGAAGAGGAAGACAUGGACCUGGACAAAGACAUGCAGGAUUCUGGCGAUGAAAAAGAGAAAGGCAGUGGCAGCGAGGCUGAGAACUCCGGUAGUGAAUCCGACAGAGAAGACGAAGACCAAGAACAAAGGGGAGAAGAAGAAGAGGAGGAGGACGAGGAUAGAGGAAAACGGAGAAGGAAGGCGAGCAACAGUGGAAGUGAGAGUGGCGAAGAGAGGACUAGAGAAAUGCGGGAUGAGGAAGAGAUCUUCGGAAGCGAUGAUGACAGCGACGACAACGAGCCCAAGAACUCGGCGAGGAGCAGUGGGGGAGAAGGCAGCGAGAGUGAGGACGAAGGAGGAAACAGAGGAGGCAGCAGGAGUCGCAGUGCGUCUCCGGCACACAGUGACCGCAGCAGCAACCACUCAGAGAGGAAUCAGAGUGGAAGCGCAAGUGACAGAGGCUCAGAUUCCAGUGAUGCCAGUGACAGUGAAUGAGGUCUGUGAUCUGGAUGAUUUGAUAGCCGCCUGUCUCAUGUAUAGCUCUAAACUUGCAUUGUUAUCCCUCUGGCUGACCCUGAUAUUAGCUCAGUGUGGGGGCUCUAGUAUUUUGAUGGUGCAAAUGAAAUCAGAUACAGUAUGUUUCUGUGUGAUGCUCAUUAGAAUAUGAAACAUCUCCCUUCAACCCAUUUUUUUAAUUUGUAGAUUUACUAGUAGUUUUGUGUAUACCACCACUUUGUUUCUGUCCAUCCCUCAUAUUCCGUACAAGACCAUGUACAAAUGUCUUUGUUCCCCAGUU
This is a messenger RNA of Cheilinus undulatus (humphead wrasse), 2094 nucleotides long. It is a transcript of the gene paf1, whose product is annotated as PAF1 homolog, Paf1/RNA polymerase II complex component. The record is from RefSeq and is a predicted model, not a curated record. Gene Ontology annotation, molecular function: chromatin binding; RNA polymerase II complex binding. Gene Ontology annotation, cellular component: Cdc73/Paf1 complex. The coding region runs from base 183 to 1793 and encodes 536 amino acids. Gene Ontology annotation, biological process: transcription elongation by RNA polymerase II. The transcript is spliced from 14 exons. Lineage: Eukaryota; Metazoa; Chordata; Actinopteri; Labriformes; Labridae.